AUGGAGGAAAUGAAAGAGAACAUGAGGAGGACGAAUCCUAUAGAAGAUUUGGUCCACAGAACUGACUCUCCCUUUACGGCUUCCAUCAACAGUUAUCCUCUACCAUCAAAGUUUAAGCUGCCUUCUCUGGAUUCGUAUGAUGGAACGCGUGACCCAUUUGAUCACAUUGCUACUUUCAAGACAAUGAUGCACCUUCAAAGGGUCCCUGAUGAAAUCAUGUGUAGAGCCUUCCCUACCACCCUUAAAGGUCUGGCACGAGUCUGGUUCAGCAAAAUACCCCCAAGUUCUGUAGGUUCUUUCGAAGAGUUGAGCAAGUUGUUUGUUAACAAUUUCAUUGGGGGACAGAGACACAAGCGUUCCUCGUCCAACUUGUUGACCAUAGAGCAAGGGGAGAAUGAGAGUCUGCGGUCAUUCAUCACUCGCUUCAACAGAGAAGCCCUUAGUGUGGACGAGGUAGACGACAAGCUUCUAUUGGCGGCCUUCCAUAAUGGGAUUAAUUCUAAUCUAUUUAUCCACAAGCUAUAUGAGAAGGAGCCUCAAACCAUGGUUGAGCUCGUCCAUUCCGCUCAGAAUUUUAUGAAUACAGAAGAUGCGAUCAUAGCCAAGAAGAGGAAAAGAGCUGAAAGGAUGGGAGCGCACCCAACACGCCACUCAGAACAAGGCCCUCAUCCAAAGAAUGGACGGACGGAAGAUAAGAAGGAAUGA
Messenger RNA from Quercus lobata, 705 nucleotides. RefSeq lists its product as uncharacterized. The transcript has a single exon. The coding region runs from base 1 to 705 and encodes 234 amino acids. The record is from RefSeq and is a predicted model, not a curated record. NCBI's taxonomy places the organism in Eukaryota, Viridiplantae, Streptophyta, Magnoliopsida, Fagales, Fagaceae.